This is a messenger RNA of Carassius gibelio (silver crucian carp), 5408 nucleotides long. RefSeq lists its product as uncharacterized. Lineage: Eukaryota; Metazoa; Chordata; Actinopteri; Cypriniformes; Cyprinidae. The record is from RefSeq and is a predicted model, not a curated record. Bases 4115 to 5089 code for a protein of 324 amino acids. The transcript is spliced from 9 exons.
AGUCCCGAAUUUGUAUCAUUGUACAUUUUCAGAUUUGAUUUUGAUUUAUAUCCAUCAAAUGCAUAGAAUCCCAUCUGGGUCAUUGUUUUUUCAAGUGUAUGCUCACUUACACACACAUACACAUUACACACUCGAUUCAGGGCUGCAAGACAGUUUUUGUCUCUCUUACAUGCAAAUACAUGCUUUUUUUGUCUUUUCAUACAUGACUUUUUGAAAAGUUUUUCAUAUUCACACAUUCAUUCUUAUGAAGUUGUGGCCUAGUGGUUAAAGAGUUUGACUCCUAACCCCUUGGGGUUCGAGUCUCGGGCUGGCAAUACCAUGACACAGGUGCCCUUGAGCAAGGAACUGAACCCCAAACCGCAGCAUAAAUGGCUGCCCACUGCUGUGGGUGUGUGUUCGCGGUUUGUGUGUGUUCGGUGUGUGUGUGUGCACUUUGGAUGGGUUAAAUGCAGAGCACAAAUUCUGAGUAUGGUUCCCAAUACUUGGCUGAAUGUCACUUUCACUAAUAUGUUGAACCAGGAGAAAACAGAGAACUUAAACAUAAAGCUGAAUGAAAAUGAGCCUUUGUGCUUCUUUGCUGGACUGUGACUGAAUGGUAUAGGCUCUCUCUCUCUAUAUGAUAACCUUAUAUUAGUGCAGAAAGACUCAAGGUAUAGGCUCUUGUUUCUCCAUUAGAGGGAAGCCUAACCUCACAAAACAAACAUUUGACUGCUGUGAGACAUUUUUGAUUUGAUCAUUUCCCCUGGAGUUUACCACUGGGAUGAAAGUGUAGGUCAAGCCAUUAUACAAGUGUGCUGCUGAUGAAAAAAAAAAAAAUACAGAAAUAAGGCCUCCUAGAAAUGGACUGCUGUUUAUUGAUCCUGAAGCCUGUGACCAGUGCCCUGUUGCGUGAAGCUGAACAAACUAGUUUUAGAUUUGAUCAGAUCAGGUUCAGUUGGCUCACAAUGCUCAAUAUAAACUUUGCAAACUCUUAACUACAGUGUGACACAUGCAGCAAAUACAAACCAUGCAGACAGUCACUUCUCAGGUGAGAGUCAGUGCAAUUUACUUCUUGUCGCAGACUAACAUAUAUCCUUAUUAAAAAAUAUAAAUACAUUUACAAGGCAGGAAUAACCCCUGCUGUUGCAGCAUAGGUUUGCAAACUCUUUUUUUUUUUGCUGAUAAGAAUCACAAAAGACCCAUAAGCCCAUGGUCAGAGUAAUGGAUACUACAAAGUAAAUGUCUCUCUCUAGACAGUGAAUACAUCUAUUGACUAGCACUUCACAUUAAGUUUCAGAUUUCCUUUCAAAGGGAUCGCCAUUAAGCCCUUCUUAAAACACAAUAUCUCACUCCGAUUAAUAGAAGGGGUCGACCCAGAUGUUAUACAGUGAUCAAAGUUUAUUUGUUAAUAUUAAUUUAAUAAAUUUGUUAAUAAAUUAAAUUUAGAACACGGGAGCUUGUGGUUAGUUGUAACACAUAUGGUUUAAAAAUGUACACAUAUAGUAGCAUAAGUAAAUUGACAGUAUUUACUUGUUGCCAUAUAACACUAUAUAAAGAAAAAAUUCUGCCACAAAUUCAAAAAUCUUUAAGAUGUUGCUGAACAUUUAUUCAACCAUGGCAAAAGCAAAUUUCUGACUGAAAUACGUUUUUUGUGUUGAUUUUAAAAAGACAAAUAUGUUAUUAUUUUAAUCUCCAAUCUGUUAUUUGUCAGUUUAGAUUUAAUAUUUGAAUUUAGUUUAAUAUUUCACUAACCUGUUUUAAAUGGGAAUGGGGAAAGUUGUAACUGCAUUAUUAAUAAACUAAUUAAUUAACAAGACUGAGAGUCAAUGUUAAGAAAUGAUUAUUUAAAGAAAUGUAAAGCAUUUUGGCUGGUCUAUUUGUUUUGUGUUCUGUUACGACCUCUAGUGGUUAGCCAUAACAGAAAAAGAGAGUUCACACCAGAGAGAUGACAAAUAAACAAUUUUAUUCUCUUUCAACUGGAAUUUCUUCAGGGGCAGACAAGGCCAAAAUUAUAAACAAUACAAAAUCUUAUAUGAAAACUAAAUAACUUCAAAUGGAAAUAAAGAAAUCAAAAUACAGACCAACUUGCGACCUGUAUCUGAUCUUUUCAUGACAGUCUGUACGACACAGAUCCGAUCUUUUCAAAUGUGACCCAGGCUACUUGGGUAUGUGGUCCUGAAUCCGAUACGUAUCCGAUCUUUUGAAAUGCGACCUCCGUCUGAACGGCCAGGCUACAAACGUCCUAAUUCUGCGUUGAAGUAGGCGGGAACGAGAAUAGCCACUCACACAUCAGUAUCCCACCACUCCUGGCUGCGACUCCGCACCCACACGUUUCUCUGUACCGACGUUGCUAACACUGCUCCACAAAACGCCAUGGCCAAAAACCUUGCUCUCCUCCUCCUUUUUUAUUUUCUUCUUAAAACGAGAAGAUUGUAAUUGUGCUGGCUCCGUUGGGAAAAUAACUUUAAUAUUGCAAAAAGAGCUCCGCUCUUCAGAGGUCCUUCCUCAGAGGAAUUGGCCAGGGAGGGAGCUGUCACGAACAGAACAAGUUUGAGGAACCAGGGUCGGGUCAGACCAAAAAGGCGCAACCAUGAGGACCUGCGCCUCGUCCUCCCUGAUCUUGCAAAGAUGCCUCACUGGGUGAAACGCAUACUUGCGCAGGCCCAUCGGCCAGCUGUCCACCAGAGCAUCUGAGCCAAGGGUGCCCUCGGUCAGGGAGUAAAACCACAUGUCUGGACACAACAACAUGUCUGGACACUGGUUCUAGAGGAAUGUCAGUCUGUAGAAAUGAGAGGUUCAACCACAGAGGGAAGGAUCAGAGGAAGUCCCGAAGUAUCGGUCACUCUGAGUGUGCCCUGUUGCCAUGCCCAUCUCAGGACUCGGCCCUGAAGCCAGUGCUGAAGCGGUCUCAUAUGAAGCACCAGGUGAAACCAGGUUUCAGUGAAACCGCUCUCUUGCCCUUAAAUUUACUCAGACAAUUCAGCAGUGACUGCGCGCGCUCAUUCAUAAUCUGCACGAGCAUGGCCAUAUGUCUAUUUCCAUAGCAAAAAAAAAACCAAACAGAUCCUCUGCACAGGGGAGAGUUUGCUGUGUCUGAGCACCAGAUCACUGUGCUCACACAACCGUGCUCGAGAGUGAGCUAGAAUCAGCCAGUAGUCGAGGUAGUUGAGGAUACAGACACCACAUUCCCUGAGAGAAGCCAGGCCUACCUCUGUGACUGUCGUACAGACGGGGGAAGACAGAGCCAACCCGAAUGGGAGAACCUUGUACUGAUAUGCCAGCCCCUCGAAAGCAAACAGAAGAAACAGUCUCUGUCUGGGAGAAUCUCUCAAGCAUCCAAAAUAUCGACCCAUACGAGCUCCCUGCAGCAGCACAGAGACCUGGACCAUUUACAUCCAUGCACCCAGAUGGACAUUGGGAAUUAUACUGUUUUUGGUUUAAGUUAAGUGUUUCCAUUUUAUAAGUGUUUCCAGAAAUGACCAUGCUGGGGAAAGACUUAAAAAAAUACAAAGUAAGCAAGUUAAUACACACAUUUUUUAUGAAAUUCAUUGUGCUGUUGUUGUUUACAGCCGUGGUUUAUUUGCUCUGCCUUAGGAUUGCAAGUGUCUUGGGACAGGUCGAGGGAGUGAGUGGAAGCUGGUGGAGAUAUUCAGGAAGGACAUCAAAUAUAUAUAUAGAAUUACAUUAUUCAAGGUGCAUCACUUUCGCCUCCAUUAUGACAGAAAACAUAAAAACAAACAAAAAUGAUCAAUUAUGGUCCCACCUAUCCUGGCAGGAUUGUCCUCUCAUCAGCUCUCCUCUAGCACUGUUGCUAAUCAACCAAGCGGUAAUCGGGAACACCUGGUGGUGGAAUUGGGAAAUCCUGCAAAGGCAGAGCAUCUCAUGCACUUCGGAGGGCCCUUCGUGCACUUCUGACACCUGGCCUUCGAAGUCUGUGGCCUUCAAAGUGUGCGCACUUAACUUUGGGACACUUUGGGAGCAUCCACUACAGACCACGCUUUCAUUUCACUUGAAGUCCACACCCCGAAAGUGAAUCGGCUCUUACGUCAGACGUCUCACUCUGCUCAACACAACAGUUGAAUCGACGGUAGUGUCCUGUCUUACAGGCAGUAUCCUGCUAGACAAAAGACUGACCAUGUAUGCAAUUGUUACUCUGCAAGACUCAGAUGAGGUGGUGGUGGCACCAACAAACUGGCUGAGUCUAGACAAGAAACAAUGUUACUGGCCCCCAUUCAAAUCACCAGACAAGUGCAUGGAAGCUGUUCAGAACAGAAUUAAACCUGAAACAGGAGGGAAACCAUGGGAGAAACUGAACAUCAGCUUUCACGGAGAACAUGUCACUUUUGAGAAGGCAAAAGAGGGGCAAAAAGAAACCAAAGAACAGAAAGAACGGUCAUAUCUAUUAGCCACUGGAUUCCCUGGAAUGCUAAAAAGACAAAGACUUGAAAGAAUUCAAGGAAUGUCAAAUAAUUAUCUACAACCACUUCCUGCAGUAACACCUGCAUCGACAUCCAGAAUGACAGCUGAUGACCUGGAUGAGCUCCUCGAAAUGCUGAGAGACAUCAAGAGCACGGUUCAGGAAAACAAUGCUAUGUUAAAGAAACUACUAAAAGACAAUACAGUUUCUGAAGCCCCCAGCAGUACAAGCGUGCCUUCAAAAGCUAUUAAAGCAAACCUAAAACUGCCUCUUGGAACCUUUGAAGAUAUGGCCAUGAGUGAAAGAGAGCUCAGCACCGCAACAACACGGAAAAAAUAUGUAAAAUUUUUGUCAGGACUUGGAGGUUUUGGCCCCAAGGAUGUGAUUAAGAAUAUUAUGCAGCAAGUUAUAACAGAUGAUCUGGCUAAGGAGUUCAACUGGCAGGGGAGAGGAGAAAAAAGACCCUUCUCUCAUCUUAGUUUAACAGAUGUGAUCCGAGAUGCUGCAUUCAAACGAAGUGUAAACAGGGCUGAGUGUGAAAAUGAAAUAAAAAAAUAUUUGAGUUACACAGCUGACAGACUCGGUCGGAAGCGACUAAGAGAACAAGGAGGUCCUGGGCUUGAGAAUCCAAAUGAGAUUUCCCCCUCACUGAUGCCAGAGACAGAAAUACCUUGGGACAUUUUGGGAUUUUGAUCAUCAAUUUAUAAUUUAUUUCACUUGGACAUUACUAAAUUAAUUGUCAUGUUUUCAGUCAUAUCCCAGCAGUGGGAUUAGCAUGCUUGUCUGAUGCAAUAUCUAAAAUAUUAAUUUUAUAUGUAUAUUUUUUAUUAUUAUUAUUAUUUUUUUUUUUUUGUAGACUACAGUACAUAUGUCUUUUCCAAUGUUUCAUUCAAAAUAAACCAGAAUUACAGAAGAUUUCUCCUUCUUUCCAGUGCAGGAUUUUUAGAUAACUAAUCUUACACUAGUGAAUUUACUGUAUUUUAUGAUCAAAAUAAAGAUACACCCAUAUGUU